Messenger RNA from Phoenix dactylifera (date palm), 1083 nucleotides. Its product is annotated as thaumatin-like protein 1b. The record is from RefSeq and is a predicted model, not a curated record. Lineage: Eukaryota; Viridiplantae; Streptophyta; Magnoliopsida; Arecales; Arecaceae.
AAAAUAUCCCCUAUGAAUACCCCCACAAACCUCAGACGCUCUCACCAACUCCUCUCUUGCAUUCGAAAUCCAUCCAGUGCAAGCCUUCCUAGUCCUCAAUGGCCAACCCAUCGCUUCUCCUUGCCAUUUUCUUUGCUGCCCUCUACGUCCAAGGUGGGCUUUCAACUACGUUCACCGUCAAGAACAACUGCGCCAAAACGAUCUGGCCUGGCGUGCAGACCAACCCCAACGUCCCGGCGUUCCCGUCGACGGGCUUCCAGCUCGCCGCCUCGGCCUCCAAAUCGAUGAACGCCCCGGCCACGUGGGCCGGCCGGAUGUGGGGCCGGACCGGUUGCUCCACCGACUCGUCGGGGAAAUUUACAUGCCAGACCGGUGACUGCGGCAGCGGGCAGGUCGCAUGCAACGGCAAAGGUGGUACCCCACCCGCCUCGCUCGUCGAGUUCACGCUCAAGGGCGAUGGUGGGAAGGAUAACUACGACAUUAGCUUGGUCGAUGGCUUCAACUUGCCGGUUUCCAUCACUCCACAGGGCGUGUCGGGCUGCACCGCCCCAUCAUGCUCGGCGAACAUCAACGCCGUUUGCCCGGCAGUGCUGCAGGACAAGGUAUCCGGUUCCGUCGUCGGCUGCAAGAGCGCUUGCCUGGAAUUUAACCAGCCCAAGUACUGCUGCACUGGAGCCUAUAACACCUCGGCAACAUGCAAGCCGACGACCUACUCCGAGUUCUUCAAGAAAGAGUGCCCUCAGGCUUACAGUUACGCUUAUGAUGAUAAAACCAGUCUCUUCACUUGCACUGGGGCUAAUUACCUCAUCACCUUCUGUCCUUAAGAACGUUUGGUGCAUCACCGAGUCCUUGUUAUCUACACUAUAGUAAUAAUAGGAGAAUAAAGCCCAAAAUCCGGAGAGGGAGAGCAUGCUCUCCGAAUCAUCGUUUGUUGAGGCUCUCACGUCGUGCGGUCAUCCACCUGCACGACAAAAUAAUGCUUAUUUCAAAUAAAUAAACUUCUUUUUUGCUCCUUACGUUUGAGGGAGAGCAUCCUCCCAAAUUGUAUGAAGGGCAAUAAUUGGAUUGCGACAAUUUAGAUAA